Messenger RNA from Kickxella alabastrina, 1351 nucleotides. RefSeq lists its product as uncharacterized. The transcript is spliced from 4 exons. Gene Ontology annotation, molecular function: acyltransferase activity. NCBI's taxonomy places the organism in Eukaryota, Fungi, Kickxellomycota, Kickxellomycetes, Kickxellales, Kickxellaceae. Bases 226 to 1284 code for a protein of 352 amino acids. Gene Ontology annotation, cellular component: endomembrane system. The record is from RefSeq and is a predicted model, not a curated record.
CCCGCUUAAAAAGUUGGACUUUCACUAUAAAUGUCUGGAAAUUCCAAAAUCCAUUUUCAAUAGUGUAUUGCACAGACAUCAAGGCAUUUAUUUUCUCCUUUGCAUCAUUUACUAUCCUUUCUCUUUCUCUUUCUCUUUCUUUCGUUUUUUUUCUCCAACCCAUUUGUACAUUUCCAAACUUUAUAUUAUAUUCAUAUUCAUAUAUUAGGAAAUUCCUAUUGUUCGAUGACUUCACUUCAAACAGAGGCCCCUUCACAAAGUGGCCCGACAAAGGCAUUGCCUGGGUCAAGGCGGACAAACAGCUCCCCGAUGACAAUUGUGGACAAAGUGCGCUUCUUCAUUUUUGCCGUAUUUUUCAUCGGCCACUCGGCGGUGCUCAACAUCUGCCAGAUGGCUGUGUGCCCCUGGCUCAGUCUGCUAUCCCCAGUGAAUAACCGCAGGUUUAACCAGUAUAUCGACGAGGGCAAUACCAGCAGUAGUAGCAACGCAGCAAUGAGAAAUAUAAGCAGCAGUGUCGAUAGCAGUUGGUUUGCGCCAGCAAUAGAGCAUGGCUGCAUGCUCAUCAGCAAUCACCAGACGUACUUUGACUGGAUAAUUAUCUGGAUGCUCGGCUACAUGUGCCAAUGCGACGGAUACAUCAAGAUUAUCCUUAAGGCCGAGCUCAAAAAAGUGCCGCGCAAGUGGGCAGAUGACCAAAAGACAUUUAAAAGUCACAUGCAGCGUAUUGUCGACCACAAAGACCCGUCAUGGCUGCUCAUCUUCCCCGAGGGCACGGUUCUGUGCGACAAGCGUAUUGCCAUUUCGGACAGCAUGUUCUGCCUGAACCAACUGCGUGGGCGCAUCCCGUACAUCUACGACCUCACCAUCGGCUACGAGGGCCUCAAGAAGGGCGACAUCCCGGAGGACGAGUACGGGCUAGUUAGCAUGUAUGGCAAGUGCGUGUACCCGAGAGAGGUCCACAUCCACGUCAAGCGGUAUGCUGUCGAGGACAUCCCCAUUGAUGAGGAGGGAUUCAGCAGGUGGAUGCAUAAGGUGUUUGUCGAGAAGGAUAUGCGCAUGGCCAAGUAUUAUGAACUCGGCCGAUUCCCGCACGAUCACUCUGAGGACAGUUCUAUCCCCGCGGAUGAGCCUGUGCUACGGGCUGUCCAGGAUGCCAAGGCUAAAUACCCGACUGCCGAGUUUGUAUUUAUGUGGGCGCAGAUUCUAGCCAUUCUUAUCCCCGCGCGCUAUGUUUUGCGCUUUGCGCUUUCGAAAGCAUCGGCUUUGUUGGCGGGUCUGUUUUGAGACCCUGCACUUUGACGUUCAAUGCGGCAUAGACUUUCUUAUUGAUAUUCGUCGCUUACACAAGCAU